CGAUGCCGACUGCUCCUCAUCUCGCUGUGCCAGCUUCCUUCUUGAUCGGCCAUCGACCAUCGACUAUCGACCAUCGACUAUCGGCUAUCGGUUAUCAGCUAUCGACGACCCGGCCAAGACCAACACAUCGUAAUGGGAAAAGACAAAAAGGAGGGCCGAGUCAAGGGCAAUCUGCAGCCCAGUGCGAGCAGCCGUCUUGCAGACAUGAUGGGCGCCGUGCCCUCGUUUUCGCCCGCCGGUCUGGGCAUGUCGUCCUUUGGACAGCCGGCAUCGGACGAGUUUUUGAAUCUAGAUCCGGAUCUGAAGGUGAUUCUGAAGAAGCUCUCGAAGAAGGACUCGGUCACCAAGGUCAAGGCGCUGGAAGAACUGGCUGGUUAUCUUUCAGCCGCCGAUGCCGAGUCGCUGCAGCCACUGCUCUCGACCUGGCCCAAGUUGUACGGCCGGCUCGCCAUCGAUGUCGACCGCCGAGUCCGCGAACUUAUCAAUAGCAGCCAUCUGGUCCUGGUUGAAAAACUCAAGAAGCAGAUUGCGCCUUCGCUGAAGGAUCUGAUCGGUGCCUGGCUUGGCUGCCAGUUCGACUCGCACCGUGAGGUGGCCCGGCUUGCCAAUUUGUCGUUUGAGACAGCCUUUCCGAACCGAGCCAAGGUACUGGCAUUUUGCCAGGGCAAUGUCAUUCGAUACGCCUCAGAACACAUCCUGGAGCAAUCUCCGGAGACGCUCAGUGAUGCUCGUUUCACCGAGCCCGAAGAUAUGAUCACCAAAUAUGCCCGGGUCGUUCAUGAAUCCUUCAGCGUGCUGACCGUGCUCUUCGAAACCUUGGAGCAAGAGGAGCUCCAAAAGUGUAACGACCAGUAUACCGAGCUUCUCGACAGCCCCAAGGUCUGGACCAUGCUCAGUCACGACCUUCCCCUUAUCCGCAAGGGCGCAUAUGUCUUUUUGAAAGCCCUGUCCUCCAAACGCCCAGACCUGGUCCAGGAGCGCCUCGAGACGAUCAGCUCUGCAUUCCUUGGAAAGGUGUUUGGCGAUAAAGAUGCGUCCACGCGCGCAGAGCUCUGGGAUGCCCUAAUUGUGUUCACCAAGGCCUUCCCGGACUCGUGGAUCUUGGCCUCCAAGAAGAAGCCGGCCGUCAGCAAGCUCUACUCAUUCCUGAAGCACAACGCCCACGGAUAUGUUGCGGCCUCGUACCCAAGCCUGCUGGCCCUGCUUGCCAGUCUCCCCGCCGAGCUCCUUUCAGGACCCGAAAGCACAUUCGAAAAGGACUUUUUUGAGAGCUUUUGGAAGGGCCUCGGCUGCGAAACGAUGGAGCCCAGCAAAUCCGCCAUCUUUGUGCAAGCCUAUUUCGAGUGCGCACUCUACUACCUUGUCAGGACUGGAAACACUAGCGAGCGGCCUUUGGAUGCCCAGUUUAUCUCGCCAAUCGAGGCGUGUCUCCUCCCGACCAAAUAUCCUGAAAUCCAGAACAAGCUACUUCUGGCCGACCUCUCAAAGUAUGGCGCCCAGUUCAUUGCCCGCUUGGCCACAAGCUCCCAGAUCUCGGCUCCUUAUUUCGACAAGAUUGCCGCGUGGUUGCAGCAAGUCAUCGAGUCUGGCCUCUUCGAGAGCGACAGCACCCGUCCGCCAGCGGUCUUUGAGCAGUUUUGCGAGCAGUCGGCUCAGCUGUUGAUUGAUAUCAAUGAAGCCCGAAGCGUCGCAAAGGGCGAAACCACUCGACUAUCGACGGCCCUCGACAGCCUUGUCUUUUCUGUUGCCCGUCAGACUUUUCCCAGAAUCCUCCCGGGACCGUACCUGACGGGGUAUGCCAUCUUUAUCAGCGACCUGUCUCGCGGCUUCAGCACCGAGCUUAUCUCGCAUGACGAAACCCGUGCGGCGCUGAUCCAUUUCAUCGACGAGAAUGUACCGGCCUUGGUGCAGUCUCAGUCGCACUCAAUGUCCCACCUGCUCGACUUGAUUGUUGGCUACAUCUGCACCGACAACGAGUCCCCUGACCUGCUGCGAAAGCACUGGGAUCACCUUCUCGCCUCUGCGCUUAGCCAAGCCGUCAGCACAAACACGCGCGCCGAAUUGCUUGAUUUAAUCCUCCAGAAGCUCCUCAAAGUCCGCAAUCAGAUUCACUUUGACCUGGUCAAUCGUGGCGCCACCGAAUUUGUGGAUAUGCUUUCAGCGGAUCUCCAGAGCGGCUCACUAUGCGUCUGCGAGUACGAGAAGCAUGGAAAUCAAAUUUUGGCAGCAGUGCUCAAACUCGGCAAAGAUCACUCAAUCGUUGAACACUCCAGUCUGGAGCGGCUCAAGCUGGCGAUCGCACAGAGUCUCCGACUUGCACCCCGGUCUGCCCUGGAGGCCCAGAGCUUGCUCAGCUGCCUCAGGAUCCUUGACGCUCUGGCUGGCGAGGAUGCCGAUCAGCUGUUAGAAUCCGUCUUUGAACUCGCGACCGCGCACGUGCUGAUGAUCGGUGUCUUUGACGUUGCCGUUUUCAAGAUUGCGCCGCAAUCGGGAGCUCUCAUUGACGAGUUCGAAGCAUAUAUGGGGCUGGUCGAAGCAGCUGCCCAGUCUUGUUGGGGAAAGAUCCGCACUCGUCUGCGCUCGUCAUCGUCGACAUCUGUGUCCGAGUGGGUGAAGCGGUUCAUGACCCACUUCCAAGCUGCCCUGCUUGACAUCGCCCACCACGGCAAGCCCAGCGAGUACGCUGCUCAGAUUCAAGAGCUUCUCUUGCUUGCAUCGGACCUGGAAUCGAGCUCGCUUGAGCAGCAGGUCCUCGACUCUGCGAUUCUCUCUCAAGAGGCUUGGAGACGCCUCCACGCACCGUUCGCUCUGUCGGACAUUGCGCUCGGAAUCGAAAAGCCUGUUGUUAUAUGGUCCGGUGUCUCCCCGUCCGGCACAGGAUCGACUUGGCAGACCGAUUACGAUGCCUUGGGCCUGACUGUAUACGCCCGCGUUGGAGAGUUUGCCACGCUUCUGCUCGAGCAAGUGACAUGGGAUCGACUCUCCAAGAGCGGCCGCGAGUGGCUGUUCGUCGAGUUGCUGCGGCUUCGGAACCUGGAGCAAGACUCGGACGCCUUGGGGCUCUCCAGCCUGUGGAGCCUGCAGUCCGAGUAUGACGAACACGAGUAUUGCGAUCGCAUAGGCGCUCUGCUUUGCAGCGCUGUAUCCGCCGCAGGACCACACGGACAGAAUCUGUGGCUCAGCUUGGACGCCGAGAAGGGCGACGCAGGAUCGGUCUCUGGGCCAGCGAACACGCUCCGCGGCGUCGUCAAAUACUGUACCGAAAGCCUGAAGUUGGACAACGCCACCUCCUACCUCUGUGUCCUCGAGAAUGUUGCAACCGAGGCUGUGGCUCGCCAUGGCGAUCGAGUAUGGAUCGAUGAGACUGUCAGUCAGACUGUGCGUAUGCUCAAAGAGGAUGCAGCAGACAAGCAUGCUGCCCUUGCUGUCCUUUCUGGACUCGCGCACGGCGGCAUUGCUCCAUCCGACGAUAUCUCGGUCUUUGUGAUCGAAUGUAGCCGAAACCUGAGCAAGAUCGAUCGCAGUCAAAUCGCCACGCACGAGGGCCGCAAGUGUGCGCUGUCUCUGCUGGCAGCCAUCAACAUCCUUGGCGAGCACAUCCUGCCAUCGCACGAACAGCAACAUGACGGUGCAGUCAUUACAUCCUCAACGGCCAACGUCCUUCUGAAGCAGUUUCGUCGCUGGUACGAGUCUGCCAGCGGCGAUCUGGCACCGGUCAGCCAGGAAGCUGUGGCCGUGCAUGCCCAAGUGACGGCGCUCGUUCGAUUGAUUGUUCGGCUCAAUUGCGAAUUGGAUCUGAACUUGCGGGGCUUUGUUGCGGCUCUGUGCAUUCACUGGAUCAAGCAAUCGGCCGGCUCAGCCAGUCUCAAAGUCCUGCUGUACCACGCCGUGUUCCUCGCCGAUGAGCUGUUGCGUGUGUCGCUGAAGCACCCCAAGGAGUGGGUGGUUGUGGAGCGUGUCUGCGCGGAGCUCCGAGCUACCACUUUGGAUAUAUACCUCUCUGAGUGCCGUCUGCCCGUUGGAACAAUCGUCACCAAGCCCCAGUCCAAGCUGCAGGGUGCUCUGGGCGGCUUGUGUUCGGAGAUAUCUGGCUCGCUGGUGAUGAAGAGCCAAAUCUUUGAUCCCUUGUGCGAAGUGCUUUACGCUCAGAACGACGUUGCUCAGAUCGCGGCGUACUCGCUCCUGCGUCCGCUGAUUGCCCAAGCGAUCCAAGAGGUCUCUGUUAAAGUUGAAAUGAGGUCCUCUGAAGACUUGGGUGAGCAGCAGCUUCCCGCAUCUAUCAUUGCCGCCUUGCAGCACCCAACUCCCAAAAUCGAGCUAUCGGCUAUUGAGAGCAUCCAUCCAAGUGAAGCCACCUUGAUGCUGGGCUAUCUUCUAUCGUGGAUGGCAUUGUUCGAUCACUUUGAGGAUGCGGUAAGAGCAACGAUGCUCGAGCGUGAAGCGCCUGCCGAUAACUCCGUAGCCUCUGCGUGUGAACGGCGUCACGACAACACACAGCACACCGACGAUAUCCGCUCACCCGGCAACCAACCCUCAAUGUCAGACAUUCCGGCUUAAAGCCGAGU
Molecule: messenger RNA, 4565 nt
Organism: Polychytrium aggregatum
Lineage: Eukaryota; Fungi; Chytridiomycota; Chytridiomycetes; Polychytriales
Exons: 16
Coding region: 133-4557 (1474 amino acids)
Biological process (GO): rescue of stalled cytosolic ribosome; ribosome-associated ubiquitin-dependent protein catabolic process
Cellular component (GO): RQC complex; cytosol
Molecular function (GO): ubiquitin protein ligase activity; ribosomal large subunit binding
Source: RefSeq, a predicted model, not a curated record